Molecule: messenger RNA, 201 nt
Organism: Acaulospora morrowiae
Lineage: Eukaryota; Fungi; Glomeromycota; Glomeromycetes; Diversisporales; Acaulosporaceae
Source: the annotation of a GenBank genome assembly
UGCGUCUGGCGGGUGAUGGGUGAGUCCCGGUGGAUGUACGAGAUGGAGAAAAUAUCCGGGCCUUUUGCUAGCCCAAUAGUGCGUCUGGCGGGUGAUGAGUGCGUCUCGCAACUGGCUGAUAUUACUCCUAUUGCAUUGAUGCAAACUUCCAGCGAUGAAUCAGCAACUAAAAAAUCGAGAAACAAUAGACAGGUAUAUUAG